Messenger RNA from Nerophis lumbriciformis (worm pipefish), 4564 nucleotides. RefSeq lists its product as uncharacterized. Gene Ontology annotation, biological process: lipid transport; lipoprotein metabolic process. NCBI's taxonomy places the organism in Eukaryota, Metazoa, Chordata, Actinopteri, Syngnathiformes, Syngnathidae. Gene Ontology annotation, molecular function: lipid binding. Gene Ontology annotation, cellular component: membrane; extracellular region. The record is from RefSeq and is a predicted model, not a curated record.
GGCAUUUCGAGUACAUAACACCAGACAGUGUAAAGCAACAACAACAGCAGACAACACCAUCAACAUUGGCUUAUUCCAGACACCGGAUCCACGAUCAAGAAAACAUGUAACAACGCAGCGGACUGAUGAAGAUGACGUUUAGGGCCCAAGCUGGAUUCUGAAAGAUCGAGCCAUCCAAACCCCAACCUGACGCGAUGAAGUCCUCCAUUAUUCCACCGUCUGAACCACCGCCAGUGGAGUCUGAGUUGAAAGUAAGACCAGUACCUCUUCCAAGGUUGAAAAAACCCAACAACAUCUAUGAAACCAGAUAUGAUGUGCCUGCUGUCAAGAAACAGCCGACUCCUCCACCCAGACCUCCGGCUCCCAACUUUUAUUACAACCAGAAAUCUGAGAUUACAGAUAAACCUCAUCACCCUGGAGCCACACUCAGGCAAACGUCCUUACCAGCCAUCCAUUCUGAAACUGACGGACCUGCAAAACAGCCUCACAUUUUUCGACCAAGACUGUCUCUCUCAGAAGGGGCUCCUUUGAGCACAAGGGCGUUACCGGCUAGAUCAUGCCCGCAGAUUAAUGGUCCGCUGCCGCGCCCAUCCAUAACGCCACCAGUGGAGCCGCUGUACAUGGAAAUAGAGGACGCUCAGUACCUGGCCAUUCUACCACCAGAAGAUGAUGUCACAGCACAGGAGACAUCACCAACUUCGAAAGGAGUGUACAACCAAAUAGACUCUUGUCAACAAUAUUAUGAAAUCAUUGAAGAGAAAGAGGAUGUCCAGGAAAUACAGGAAAUGUUGAAAUGGAUGAGACAAGAGUCAAAGGCUGCUCACAAGACCCCAUCAGUGUUUGGACUCGAUAUUAAGCAGGAAAUAAGGUCAUUCAAUCAGAGAGCCAUGAAUAUAAAGCAAGCGCUUCAUCUCUACAAUGUUCUAAUGAAACGGCGAAGUCGAUGUUUAGGGUACUAUGUGUCCGAGUUCAGAUCCAUCUCACAACUCCUGGACAAAGAUGAGAAGAAGGUGAAAAAUAUGGGCAUUGCCGGAGGCACAACGGGGGCAGUGGGCGGAGUAGCUGCAGUGGUGGGCAUCGCCUUGGCGCCCGUAACCAUGGGAGUCUCGCUGAUCGCGACGGCUGUCGGCGUCGGAAUGGUGGGGGCGGCCGGUGGCAUGGGCGUCCAUGCCGCUACACCCAACAAGGAGAUUAACGAUCAAGAAAAAAUUGAGAAGCUGGCCUGCGAUUAUGCGAUGAGCGUCGCCGAUAUCGAACACUGCCUGGGUUUGAUCCUUUCUGAAGUGAACGAGCUGCAAAGGCAUGACCUGGGGAGGUUGGAGCACGCCGGAGGAGUGCUGCCUGCCGCACUGACGCUGGCCCACAGGUCACAGGCGGUGAGGAAUAACAUCCACAACGGGAGACUUUCUUCUUACGCAAGUACAACGCCUUCUGAGAGGCUGCUGCAGGCCUUUGCUGCAGAAAUGGACCAGUAUUAUAAAGACAAGGGCGGACAUAAAAAGCUGAGGAAGUCCAACAAGAGCAGACUUUCUGGCAGAGUUCAACUGCUGGCUCGAAAUCUGCAGGAGGAGCUGGAUUAUCUCAAUGAUAUGUGGAAAUGCUUCAAUCAAUCAAUGAAUCAAAGUUGAUUUAUAUAGCCCUAAAUCACAAGUGUCUCAAAGGGCUGCACUCAGAUCCCACAUCAGGGCAAGAAAAAACUCAACCCAGUGGGAUACAAUGAGAACUCUUGGAGGGGACCGCAGAUGUGUAGAUAUCCCAGUCACAUGUGAUAAUGCCAAAAAUCAAAUAAUUACAGUGAAUGAGGCAGGACUGGGACCACAGAUAGGUGCUUGCCACAUGUAGUGAAUUUGACAUCACAGAAGGGAAUAUCAGUCAAUAGGAUGGAGCGCCUCCUUGGGAGGAUCAGGAAGGAGGUUUCCUACUUCCACCCAAGCACAACAGCUGCUCAUGUGCUUAAGACAAAGUAAGAAAUGCUAAAGCUGCCUACUCAUAAGCUCAUACAUGAUGUCCCAACGAGGUGGAACUCCACUUAUGAUGUGUUGGAGCAGCAGGCAGCUAUAUACUCUGCAUUGACCCACAACACCCUGAAGACAAAUGUCACCCUGUCUGAUGAUGAUGUGAGAGUGGCAGAUGAGGUCCUCCAGGUGCUUAAACCCCUCAAAAGUGUUACAUCUCUACUGAGCACUGAAACUUCACCAUCUGUGUCAAUGAUCCUGCCACUGAAAACAAGGAUUCAACAAUCCAUGGCUCCAAGUGUGGAAGACAGCAGCAUCACUCCAGAUGUCAGGCUUUAUUUCACUACCUAUGUUUCAAGGAAGAUGAUGUGCCUUCUUAUGUUGCACUUUAACUUGUUUUUUAUUAAUGGUCAUUGGUCCAAGUUUAAAGAAAGGAGGAAUGCCUUUUGUUUUUCAUUAAUUAUGUUAAAAGGAAAAUAAGAAUGCAUGUCAAGUUGAUCAACAGAUUGUAUUAUUCUCCAGUGCAAUAACAGUACUAAAAUGAAGGCUAUAAGGGCAUGAAUGGGAGCUUUAAAAAAAAAGAAGAAAAAAAUAAGUAACUAAAUAGUUACUUUUCACAGUAACGCAUUACUUUUUGAUGUAAGUAACUGAGUUAGUAACUGAGUUACUUUUGAAAUAAAGUAACUAGUAACUGUAACUAGUUACUGGUUUUCAGUAACUAACCCAACACUGCCUAUCGUUCACUAUAAUUAUGAAGGACAUGAUGACGGAUGUGUUUUUUUAAUGCGUUCUAAAUAUUAAGUAAAUACGAUCAAAAGUCCGCUUACAAUGGAGCCAAUGGGAGCCGCUCUAUUCUGCCUAUAAAGCCCUUAAAAACAUCCAAACACCUCCAUUAAGGUUUUAUAUACAUGAUGUAAGUAUAUACAGUAUGUAAUGUAGUAACAGGCAUAUUUAUAAUAGCAUUUAAUAUUUACGUAUUUUGAUCAUUUUAAACAUUAACAAGGCAUUCAUUUAAAAAAAUCAUUACACACGUUUGCUUUUUUUUUUUAACAACAUCACUGAUUAUUACUCACUGCAGACCUCAUGAGAGCCAACAGACAUAAUAAAACAUCACUUACUGUACAAGGUCUGCUGUCAUUAGGAUGCCGACUGUUAGGAUGUUCAUAUAUUCCCAUUUAGGUGAAGAAUGACUCAUAAUUCUCUUUUCAAGUCGUUCGUGCCAUUUCCGGGUCUAAAUUGGGUGUCAAAGUUUACCAACUUGUCGGAAUACGUCCUCAGUCUUCUACUAUCCCGGUGAGAGGCAUGAUUUAUUAUCUAGAAUCAAGUUUGACGAGCAAGGAAACGAGGAAACAGCUGAUCAGUCGAUCAUGUCAACAUUAGCACAGAAGCUUUUGAUUACGGUGCCGCUAUGAAUAGUUUGUCUUGAUGUAUUGUGUUUAUUAAAUUGAGAGAAGUGGCAGGUCAAACCAUUGCUCAUUCAAUCUGAAAAGAUUUGCUUGCGCUUGAUUUCUCAAGUAAAUUUACUGCUAAUUCAACCUGAAGAGAUGCCGGUUGCACUUUAUUUUUUAUAUUAAUAUUGUAUUAUUUUUAUGUUAGAAAAACAACAGCAAAAGUAGCUGGUAUUUCCACGGUUAAAAUGUUGGUUACGGUACUUUUAUUGAAAAAUUGGUUGAAAGUUGAAAAUGUGAGCAGAAAAGGUUUCCUCUUGUUAAUUCCAUCUCAAGUGUUGGUUGCACUUUAUUCAAACACGAUGUGAAUACAUUGGCCAUUAAUUGUUGUUUACGUGCUUGUUUGUGUCCAUAAUUCAUUUAUACAUAAUUCCCUUACAAGAAAUAACAGGAAAAAAAUGAAACUUUAACUGUUAUGGCCUGUGUACACCCAUCCGUUUUUCGUUUGGAACAGCAAAAAUAAUUUUACAUAAAAAUCCACUUUCCCAGUUUUUUGGUUUAAUGAUAAAAAACGGAAAAUUGAUUGCUAUCCAUUAUCCGUUGUCGGAAUUUAUAAAUGUGUUUAAAAAAUAAAAAUAUGAAUUAAAACUAGUGGAAAACUAUUUUCCAGAUUGCACAUACGCAGACCCAGAUUUAAACAAGUUGGAAAAACCUAUUCGGGUGUUACCAUUUGUGGUCAAUUGUACGGAAUAUGUACUGUACUGUGCAAUCUACUAAUAAAAGUUUCAAUCAAUCAAUCAAAAAAAGUGUAUCUUUUCAGGAUCCUCUUCUGUGAGUGACCCAGAACAACAACAGGAUGGUGUCAGUCUUGUCAAAACAAGUUAGUCCCGGUCAAGAGUCCCCUUUUGUUUUUUUAUGGCCAAAGGAAAGUGACACAUUUUUCCGUGAACCUCGUUUUUCUUUUUCUGUUGUUGUUGUUGUAUUUUCCAAGUCUGAAUGUCUAAUCCUGUACUGUCGGCACCUAACAUCCACACUAGAGAUGCGCGGAUAGGCAAUUAUUUCAUCCGCAACCGCAUCAGAAAGUCGUCAACCAUCCGCAAUCCACCCGAUCUAACAUUUGAUCAGAACCGCACCCGCCCGCCAUCCGCCCGCACCCGCCCGUUGUUAUAUAUCUAAUAUAGACGAUGCAAGGCAUUAGUGAGGUUAUAAAGCUUUUGCCUG